Messenger RNA from Papilio machaon (common yellow swallowtail), 2086 nucleotides. It is a transcript of the gene Lkb1, whose product is annotated as serine/threonine-protein kinase STK11. Gene Ontology annotation, cellular component: cytoplasm. Gene Ontology annotation, biological process: regulation of cell growth; intracellular signal transduction; establishment of cell polarity. NCBI's taxonomy places the organism in Eukaryota, Metazoa, Arthropoda, Insecta, Lepidoptera, Papilionidae. The transcript has 6 exons. The record is from RefSeq and is a predicted model, not a curated record. Gene Ontology annotation, molecular function: ATP binding; protein kinase activator activity; protein serine/threonine kinase activity. The coding region runs from base 145 to 1485 and encodes 446 amino acids.
UUUAUUCCAUCAUGAAUGGAAAAAAUAUAUUUUGAGAAAAUGUGCAAAUUCAUUUUAUAUUUGUCGUAGUUUAUCACAGCGGUGGACCUUACAGCGAAUAUAGACUUAUUGGAGUGUUUUCCAAAUGUAUUGUUUUGAUAGAUAAUGGAUCCAAGAAUGUGCAGGCAAAUCAGUAGUAGUGAAAGUCUUCCAGAUGCAGAGAACGUGGAAGUGGAGGAGUCCAAUAUUAUCAUGCCACAGGAAAGUGAUGAUAAUUUUCUUCUAGACGGUAGCCCGGAACCUCACUCGGUAACAUGGCUCGACGACGACCAGAUCGAUGACUUAGAUAUUAAUUUAGACCAAAAUAACCUAUUUUUUCAUAGAGUUGAUAGUGCAGAUAUAAUAUACAGAAAUAAAAAGAAAAAAUGUAAAAUGGUAGGGAAAUAUGUAAUGGGUGACGUGUUGGGCGAAGGUUCUUAUGGAAAAGUAAAGGAGAUGUUGGAUUCAGAGUCCUUGUGUAGACGAGCAGUAAAAAUAUUGAAAAAGAGGAAGUUACGACGGAUACCAAAUGGUGAACAAAAUGUGCAGAAGGAGAUUCAGUUACUGCGAAUACUUAGACAUAAAAAUGUGAUAGAACUAGUCGAUGUUAUGUAUAAUGAUGAAAAGCAGAAGAUGUAUCUAGUAAUGGAAUUCUGUGUUGGAGUGCUUCAGGACAUGUUGGAAUCAAGUCCUGGCAAAAAGUUUCCACAGCGGCAGGCUCAUGACUAUUUUACACAGCUGCUUGAUGGUUUAGAAUAUCUUCAUGGGCAAGGAGUAGUUCACAAGGACAUAAAGCCUGGAAAUUUGUUAUUAACACUCAACCAAACUCUUAAAAUCACAGAUUUUGGUGUUGCAGAGGCAUUGGAUAUGUUUUCACCAGAAGACACAUGUUACACUGGACAAGGAUCCCCAGCGUUUCAACCUCCGGAGAUUGCAAAUGGUGCAGAGACUUUUUCUGGAACUAAAGUUGAUAUAUGGAGCAGUGGGGUUACAUUAUACAACAUGACGACUGGUCGUUACCCUUUCGAGGGCGACAACGUGUUUCGGUUGCUGGAGGCGAUAGGGCGCGCGGAGCCCGCGCCGCCGCCGCGCUGCCUCGGCCCUGCGCUGCACUCGCUGCUCACUCACAUGCUCAGCCGAGACCCCGACCUGCGCCCCGACGUACAUCAGAUACGACGGCACGCUUGGAUACAAGCAACGCCCGCUCUGGAGGCAGGCGAGCGUCUCGUCAACCCGCGCUCGCGGCGCUCCGACGAGCAUCACAACUCCACAGUCAUACCGUACCUGGUCGAGAGACAUUACGCCUCCGCACAGGAGUACUUCACUGAGAGGGAUCUCAGGCACGAGCUGGGCGACAAUGGAUCAAGAACGAUGUCAACAGCGGAGUUAUCAGAUGGCGAGUCCACUCAAUGCAAGAGGCGGUGGCACUCGUCUUGUGGCCGACUGCCCUCUUGCCGCCUCACGUGAUCCCCGCACUGUCUCAAAUGUGUUCUGCAAUAAUCUAAAGUGUUCCACACUAAUCCACAGUGUUCCACACUAAUCCACAGUGUUCCACACUGAUCCAUUGUGUUCCACAGUGAUCUACAAUACUCUACACUGAUCCAAAGUGUUCAUCGAUGUUACACGCUGAUCCGCAGUGUACUCUACUGAUCCACAAUGUUCCACGCUGACCCACAAUGUUACGAAAUGAUCUAAAGUGAUCCACAAUGUUCAAUGUUCCACAUUGUUUUACACUAAUUCAUCGCAAUCGCAACGCACAGAAAUUAUACUGUACUUCGUCAAUUUGCGAUAUAUCGGUGUGUUACGACCUUACCGUAUAAUGUUACAGAAACUUACCGCCUGCUUUGAACCAAAUUCAUCUUAAUUUGUCCUUAUUUUGGAAUAAAUAUAAAAUGAACGAUUUUCCAAAAACGAUAUAUUAUCCCUUGAAGAGAAGUUUUGAAAAUAUUUGUGUACAGGCGAAAAAAAAAAUUAAAAGUAUAAUCUCGUAGGUACAGUCGUUCACAAAACUGUUUUCGUUAAAAUAAAUCGUUUAAUAUUUGGUAAAGUUGAUUUCCGAUGAACUCUU